AAGGUAGAGAGGAGAAAGAAGGAACUAUCCAGGCUGAGCAGCAGGAAGGGGCCCUUACCCAUCAUCAGCCUCCUGCUGCUACUGUUGCUUCUGACCCCAGACCCUGCAGCAGCAGCGCUACUGCCAUCCAGCACUACCUGCUGUACUCAGCUCUACCGACAACCACUUUCAAACACACUACUGAGGAAGGACAGGGUGUAACUGCAGGAGGCUGAUGGAGACUGUCACCUUCAGGUUUACAUGCUUCACUUGUCUCGACGCAGCACCUGCACUCACCCCCAGAACCGCAGCCUGGCUCCCUGGUUUGAGCGCCAAGGGAGGAAGCUCCAGGGCACUCUGCCCAACCUGAAUUCUGGGCUGGUAGGAAAAGUGGGCCAGGACCCCCAAUAGCCAAAAUAAUAAAGCAGCAUUGAACAACGGUCUCUGGUUGUGCUCUCCAAAUUCUAUGCAUCCUCCUGUGAGCCCUGAGUCUGAAGCUGGGAGACACGUCAAUAAACAGAAGAACUUCCUCAUUCUCUUUAUUCACACCUUCACAACCCCCACCAGGGGCAAGGCUAAGAACCAAAGACGCACACACACCCCCAGGUACCUACAUACAUACAUACA
Molecule: messenger RNA, 606 nt
Organism: Phyllostomus discolor (pale spear-nosed bat)
Lineage: Eukaryota; Metazoa; Chordata; Mammalia; Chiroptera; Phyllostomidae
Gene: CCL27
Product: C-C motif chemokine ligand 27
Biological process (GO): immune response; positive regulation of T cell chemotaxis
Cellular component (GO): extracellular region
Molecular function (GO): chemokine activity
Source: RefSeq, a predicted model, not a curated record